Messenger RNA from Sphaeramia orbicularis (orbiculate cardinalfish), 854 nucleotides. RefSeq names its product thiamine triphosphatase (gene thtpa). NCBI's taxonomy places the organism in Eukaryota, Metazoa, Chordata, Actinopteri, Kurtiformes, Apogonidae. The record is from RefSeq and is a predicted model, not a curated record. Gene Ontology annotation, biological process: dephosphorylation; thiamine diphosphate metabolic process. Gene Ontology annotation, molecular function: thiamine triphosphate phosphatase activity; magnesium ion binding.
AUGUCGUUUCAGAUGAGUGUGGAGGUGGAAAGGAAGUUUUUAUGCACAGAUGAAGUUCUGAAAACGCUGGAGGAGAUUGGAGUGUGUGUUGGUCAGCGUCAGUUCCACGACCAGUACUUCGACACCUCCGCGUUCAACCUCACUCUGAAAGACAUGUGGCUGCGCAAACGCAAAGGAUGCUGGGAGCUGAAAUGCCCCGCUGAGCGGAGAGAGGAGCAGACCGAAGCCGAGGCGUCGCUGUGCAGCCGAUACCAGGAGAUCACCGACCUGAGCAAAUCCAGUCGAAAGUCAAAGAGCUGAAUUGGAGACAAACUAAAACUGAGUGUGGACGGAGGUUGUGAAUCCACAGAACGCCAGAGGAACGCGGAGGAACAGUGUUUAUCAGAAGACGAGUCCUGGCUGAAGGAGCUGAACUUGGGGUGCUUUGCAGAGUUCACAACGGUUCGCCGGUCGUUCACGGUGGACGAGGACGGAGUACAGAUAGAUUUAGACCAGGCAGACUUCGGCUACAGCGUGGGAGAGAUAGAAGUUAUCGUAUCAGAUGGAGGAGACGUUCAAUCUGCCCUGGAGAAGAUCAGGAAGACGGCUGAAAGGCUGGGUGUGACUGGAGAUCAACGAGUGGAGGGUAAAAUGAACGUCUUCCUGAAAAGACAUCGACCAGAGCACUACGAAGAACUACUGAAGGAACACGUUCUGUAGCCGCUGAUGAGGGAUCAGACCUGGUUCCUUAAAGACCCAGGUUCCAACUGGACUCAGAGACAAGGACAUGGUUCAUGGUGGACCAGGGAUGGACCUGACAUGUAGAUAGAAUGUCCAACAUAUUGAAAGAAACACAAGUACGUUAUGUUUCCUCA